Molecule: messenger RNA, 1717 nt
Organism: Archocentrus centrarchus (flier cichlid)
Lineage: Eukaryota; Metazoa; Chordata; Actinopteri; Cichliformes; Cichlidae
Product: C-X-C chemokine receptor type 4-like
Exons: 2
Coding region: 92-1234 (380 amino acids)
Biological process (GO): immune response; brain development; calcium-mediated signaling
Cellular component (GO): external side of plasma membrane; membrane
Molecular function (GO): C-C chemokine receptor activity; C-C chemokine binding
Source: RefSeq, a predicted model, not a curated record
AGUAUUUAUUGGCGUCAGUCUCAAACUCUUAACACAUCGUGCUUCUCAUGCAAACGCUCACUCACUAGUCCUAAAGUUGGGAGUUAACAUCAUGGCUGAAAACGAGGAGUUCAACUUUGAUUAUGAGUUUUUAAACAACUCUUUUGAAAACAUAUCAGACGGGUCUGGAGACUUAGACAUUGAUAUGCCAGAGAUAUGUGACAGAGCAUUUAGCGACAACUUCAACAAAAUCUUCCUACCUACAGUCUAUGGAGUAAUAGCCAUUCUUGGGAUAAUUGGUAAUGGACUAGUUGUUAUAGUCAUGGGCUACCAGAAAAAAGUCAAAACAAUGACGGACAAGUACCGGCUCCAUCUCUCUAUCGCUGACCUCCUGUUUGUUCUCACUCUGCCCUUUUGGGCCGUGGAUGCUGCCAAAAACUGGUACUUUGGAAGUUUCGCCUGUGUGUCUGUGCACAUGAUCUACACCAUCAACCUGUACAGCAGCGUGUUGAUUCUGGCCUUCAUCAGUCUAGACAGAUACUUGGCAGUUGUGCGGGCCACCAACAGCCAAGCCACGAGGAAGCUUCUUGCAAACAGAGUGAUCUAUGUUGGUGUGUGGCUGCCUGCAACCAUACUGACCAUACCUGACAUGGUGUUUGCCAGGGUGCAGAGUGUGAGCUCUUCAAAUAUCUUCUUCAAAGAAGAAAGCGAGGACACAGCAGUCUCCAGGACUAUCUGCCAGCGCAUCUAUCCAGCGGAAAGCAGUGUCAUAUGGACAGUUGUGUUCCGCUUCCAGCACAUCCUGGUGGGCUUUGUUCUGCCCGGUUUGGUCAUCCUCAUCUGCUACUGCAUUAUCAUUACAAAGCUGGCACAAGGCGCAAAGGGCCAGACACUGAAGAAAAAGGCACUGAAGACCACAAUCAUUCUCAUCUUGUGUUUUUUCUGUUGCUGGCUGCCCUACUGUGUCGGCAUCUUUUUGGACAACCUUGUGAUGCUGAAUGUGUUUUCCCCCUCUUGUGAACUGCAGCAAGCACUGGAGAAGUGGAUUUCUGUCACUGAGGCAUUGGCCUAUUUUCACUGCUGCCUAAACCCCAUCCUCUAUGCUUUCUUGGGAGUUAAGUUUAAGAAAUCAGCCAGGAGUGCACUGACAGCGAGCAGCAGAUCAAGUCAGAAAGUGACUCUCAUGACAAAAAAGCGAGGACCAAUUUCAUCUGUGUCAACUGAGUCGGAGUCUUCAAGUGUUUUGUCAAGUUAACUGUCAGCCUCAGAGUCUGUGACUUGAUACUCUCAGGAGAGACAAAACUAAGCUGUAAUUUCAAAGAACUUAAUACAAACUGUACAAAUGUAAAUGAAAGAGUUUUUAUACAUGAAGAUUUUUUUUUUUGUCUUUGUACUGCAAUUGUGUAGCUUUUGUGGUUCUUAUUUUCUGUAUUUUAUUUUCUGUGCCUCAGAGCAGAUUGUGUCCUCAAGCGACGCCUCAUUUCCAUUCAUUCAGCUUUACAAUCAAUAUCCAUUGUCCCGGUUUUUAUCUUGCACCCUUUGAUGCUGAAUCAAAGCUCAGACGCACAGUUCCCUUUCUGUUUUUAGAACCAGUAGCUGCAUUUGUGUGUUUGCACUUAAUUUAGUGCGAUUAUCUGAAAGCUAUAAUUUAUUCCUGUCGUUCACACUGGAGUUUUGUAAAAUAAUUUUGUAAAAAAAAAACUACGAGAUGCUUUUUCUUUUUUUUUUUUUUUUUUGU